Messenger RNA from Macrosteles quadrilineatus (aster leafhopper), 1508 nucleotides. RefSeq names its product ATP synthase subunit gamma, mitochondrial-like. The record is from RefSeq and is a predicted model, not a curated record. Gene Ontology annotation, molecular function: proton-transporting ATP synthase activity, rotational mechanism. NCBI's taxonomy places the organism in Eukaryota, Metazoa, Arthropoda, Insecta, Hemiptera, Cicadellidae. The transcript has a single exon. Gene Ontology annotation, biological process: proton motive force-driven ATP synthesis. Bases 274 to 1101 code for a protein of 275 amino acids.
UAAACAAAAACAAUUGAAUUGAAAAUAAUAUAACUUGAAUUGAAACAAUCAGAAAAAGACAAACUAAUCUUUGAAUGUGGCUGUUCAGUUUUUAAAAUAAUAACAUACGUUGCUGUGACGUGUAGAAAAGUGUUACUAAAAGUACCGGUAAGUUACGUAUUGAGGGCGGAUAAGGGCUGAGACAUACUAAACUAUUCUUGCAUAAUCCUAGAGUGGACGCUGGUCUUAGAAUUCGGUGCACGACCAAGUCAGUGUUGUAUUUGUAUCAUUAUCAUGGCUACACUCAAACUCAUAUCUUCAAGGCUAAAAUCUGUAAGUAAUAUUCAAAAGAUAACAAAAUCUAUGAAAAUGGUAUCAGCAGCUAAAUUUGCUCGUGCUGAAAGAGAACUUGAAGGUGCCAGACCUCAUGGGAAAGGAACACAGAUUUUCUUUGAAAGAGCUCAAGUUUCUAAAUCAAAAGAACAGACUUCUACUGCAGCAGAAAAACUUGUAAUUGCUAUUAGUUCUGACAGGGGACUAUGUGGUGCUGUUCAUACCCAAAUCUCUAAGGCAAUUAAAAACGAGCUAGGAACCAGUCCAGGGAAAACUAAAAUAGUUUGCAUUGGGGACAAAAUGAGAGCGUUAAUGCAGUUUGCCUAUAAACAGAAUGUCAUAUUAUCAGCAAAUGAUAUUGGACGUCUUCCACCAAACUUUUUGGAUGCUUCAAAAACAGCAAUGGCUAUACUUGAUCUAAAGCUCUCUUUUGAAGAAGGUAAAAUAUAUUUCAAUAAAUUUCACAAUAUAGCAUCUUACAAAGUUUCUCACAUCCCAUUGUAUACUGAAGCUGAAAUUUUCAGUGCACCAAAUGCAGUGGCAUACGAUUCGUUGGAAUCCGAUGUUCUUGAUAGCUUCCUCGAGUUUUCCUUUGUAUCACUUCUGUAUUACUCACUGAAAGAAAAUUCUUGCAGCGAACAAGCUUCUCGCAUGACUGCAAUGGACAAUGCUACUAAGAAUGCAGGAGAUAUGAUUUCCAAGCUAAGACUGACGUACAAUCGAACUCGGCAAUCUGUUAUCACCAAAGAGCUGAUUGAAAUAAUUUCUGGUGCAUCAGCUUUGAAAUAGACCUUCAACUGACAGUUAUGUAGCCAUUCUUAGAUGUUUUAACAAUGUUUUAUGUGUCUUAUAUUUUUAGAUGUAUUUUCAAAGAACUGUAGGCCUACCAUUUAAAUAGAUUGAAGACUACAAAUCAUUAAAAUAAGAGAAGUUGCCCUUAAUGGGCGAAAGUUUAAAUAUGCCAGAGCUUGGGCUUCUUAACUUAGUUAGAAGUUAGGCCCCAUGUUGUUUAUUUUAUGUUUCAAAUUAGUUUUUUUUAUAUUUUCAAUUUAAUUAGUUGCCAUUACUUAGCCCUUUAGCUGGCUUAUAUACCUAACUUGAGAUGAAACUAAGCUCUUGUUGGUAGUUUCAGCUAAGCUAGGCAACUCUGAAUGUUUGAACUAGUUGUUAUUAGUGUGUUUUACAUAUUAAUAAAG